Molecule: messenger RNA, 1729 nt
Organism: Pungitius pungitius (ninespine stickleback)
Lineage: Eukaryota; Metazoa; Chordata; Actinopteri; Perciformes; Gasterosteidae
Gene: dapp1
Product: dual adaptor of phosphotyrosine and 3-phosphoinositides
Exons: 8
Coding region: 40-672 (210 amino acids)
Source: RefSeq, a predicted model, not a curated record
AACUUUCACUUCAACGAGACUGAAUCGUGACAUGCUGACAUGAGUGUAUACAGCGAUGCGUCUGUCGACGAGUUGGAGACUUUGGGGUGGUACCACUAUGACCUGUCCCGUCAUGCUGCAGAGGCCCUUCUCUUGUCCAAUGGGAUUGUUGGAAGUUAUCUCCUCAGAAACAGUAACAAGGGACCAUGCUUCUUCGCCCUGUCUGUCAGGGCGAAGGAUUCUGUAAAGCAUUUUCAUGUGACACGCAAAGACGACGGUUAUAUGUUUGGCUUCAACCAGUUUGCAACCCUCCAAGACUUUGUUAACCACUUUGCUAACCAGCCUCUGCUUGGCAGUGACACAGGAACCCUGAUGGUGCUGAAGUGCCCGUACCCAUGGCGCGUGGAGGAGCCAUCCAUCUACGAGUCAGUGCGAGUUCACACGGCCAUACAGACAGGUCGAACAGAGAACGAUCUGGUACCGAACGCACCAUCGCUGGGAACGAAAGAAGGCUAUCUGGUGAAACAGGGAGCCUUCGUGAAGAGCUGGAAACAGAGGUGGUUCACACUGAACAGAUAUGAACUCAAAUACUUCAAAGACAAAAUGUGUGAGGAACCCAUUCGGACCCUGGAUCUGAGAGCCUGCUCUGCAGUCCAGUUUGACUACUCUCAGGACAGAGUCAACUGUUUCUGAUCCUCAACUCCCAUGAUUGGAUUUUCUUUUGGCACAAACAUUUACCAACUAUAUACUUUAUGCAGUAGCCUUUGAAUGUAAAUAUAUGGCUGAAAUCAGCUCCUGCUCGGUGGUGGACUGACCAGUUGAUAUAAGUAUGAACGUAUGCUGCUGUAAUAUUUUCACCAAGGAGAAGGCCAGAAGGGCCUGUAAACAUCUACUAGGGUAAAUGGGUACGCUGCUGUUUUUCUGGAUAACAAGCUUUAGAAUCUCUUAAUUUUCCAAACUAUUUAAAAUGCAAGGAUUUAAAUGUCAAAUGAAAAUUAGUAUUGAACACAUCACCAUUUUUCUCAGUAAGCCCUCUGAGGCGAAUUUGUAAUUUGCUAAUUUGGUCUAUAUAAAAUAAAAUGAACUGAAGCUUCCUGUUUGGAGAUAGAAGGCGCAUGCAUUGCUCAGGUGUGGUGAUUCUUCCACACAGUCUUUAAAUCUUGAAGGUUCCUUGUGCCUCUUCUAUGUACUUUUUAAAUUCUUUCCAUGGAUUUUCUAUUGGAUUCAAGUCAGGUAAUUGGCUGGGCUGUUCUGGCAGCUUUAUUUGAGCUUUGUUCCAUCUUCAUCACCCAGGUUUGUUCCAUUCAUCUUCCAGUUUUUCACAGAAUUGUCUUAAUGUUGUGCAGCAAACUAUAAACAAGCUUCAACAUGCCUUUUUCCCUCAGGAAUAAAGCAUUGUGUUGUGUGCGUGCAUGCAAGCUGCGGGAUUUGAGUGCAUUACUUGCUAUACAAUUGAACCUGCCAAUUCCAGGUCUUUCUGAAGCUCUUCACACAGGUUCCGUAUGAGGGGCCGUUUAGGACUUCACUAUUGAGACGCUUAAAUGUACUAAUGAAACACUCACGUUCGCUAUCACACACACUAGUGAGAGACAUGCAUACUCUGUUAAACCUAUGCCCACACAUAUAUAAAACAUUCUACAUACUCAUCUGAAACACUUACACACGCGCAUACAUGUAUGCAUUUCAUAUGUAUGACACAGAAGUAUAUAAGUGAACAUUUCUACAUACACAGCAAAAUGGACAGACUCAA